Molecule: messenger RNA, 2188 nt
Organism: Epinephelus fuscoguttatus (brown-marbled grouper)
Lineage: Eukaryota; Metazoa; Chordata; Actinopteri; Perciformes; Serranidae
Gene: wnt2
Product: wingless-type MMTV integration site family member 2
Exons: 5
Coding region: 695-1747 (350 amino acids)
Biological process (GO): multicellular organism development; neuron differentiation; canonical Wnt signaling pathway
Cellular component (GO): extracellular region
Molecular function (GO): cytokine activity; frizzled binding
Source: RefSeq, a predicted model, not a curated record
AAGUCUUGUGUGCAAAAUAUGGAUCCUGUCCACACGAGUCACUGUUUUCAUGCUCACUGGAUAAUUUGUGCGCAAAAGUCAAUUUUCUGGAGCUCCGGGGCUCCAAACCCCGAUCCAUCUCCAUUAUCUGCCCCACUUUGUCCCCUGAAACCGAACGUAAGCGGAUUUGUGCGCCUUUCUGGUGACUGACAGUGGCUGAGCGCGCUGGAUGAUCUUUCCCCCUCCGCCGGCUACUGCCCUGAACGCGUCGGUGCAGUUUGAGUGAAGAGCCCAUCAGCGUGGACCGCAUCUCAGAGCAGCAGCGGAGCUCCGGUCUGGACGCGGGCCAAACCUGUCUGGUGUCAAACCAGCCUGAACAGAUACUCUCAGACAUCUCAUUUCUUCACCUCAUUCCUGAGACGGGACUCUGCCCACCCCUUGUGUAAAGCAAUUUAAACCUGAUAGCACAUCAUCUCCACUGAAAAUAUUUGCUGGACUAUUAGACAGCCGCGCUUUGACUUUUUCCCUCAGAAGCGCUUUGCCACCGGAGCCGGGCAUGGCUUUUACGCGAAGACCUCCUCCGACUGUCCUGUGAUGAUAUAGUUUCAAUCCAAGCUUGAUUUGGAGAUUAAACAAGUUCUCUGAUGUUCUCUAUUUUUCUUUUGUCCGUGGAAAUGCUCCGUCCAGAUCCAUAAAGGACCGAAGUUUGGUUAAUAUGAACUUAUUGCCAAGUGGAAUAUGUUUUUAUUUUUCUGUGGCAAUCUGCUGGCUGAUGGCCGAGGUCGAUGCGUCCUGGUGGUACAUGGGCUCCCUGGGCUCCCAGGUGAUGUGCGACAACAUCCCUGGUCUGGUGAACAAACAGCGCCAGCUGUGCCGCCAGCACCCCAAAGUGAUGCAGGCCAUCGGGGCCGGGAUGAAGGACUGGAUCUCAGAGUGCCAGCACCAGUUCCGCAACCACCGCUGGAACUGCAACACCACAGCCAGAGACCACAACCUGUUCGGACGCCUGUUGCUACGCAGCAGUCGCGAGGUGGCCUUCAUGUACGCCAUCUCCUCGGCCGGCGUGGUUUACACGUUGGCUCGAGCCUGCAGCCAAGGCGACCUGGACUCCUGCUCCUGCGAUCCCACAAAGAAAGGCUCGUCAAGGGACGCCAAGGGCUCUUUUAACUGGGGCGGCUGCAGCGACCACGUGGAGCACGCCAUGCGCUUCAGCCAGGGCUUUGUGGACGCCAAGGAGAGGAAGGAGAGGGACGCCCGGGCGCUCAUGAACUUACACAACAACAGAGCCGGCAGGAAGGCGGUGAAGCGUUUCAUGACUCUGGAGUGUAAAUGUCACGGUGUCAGCGGGUCGUGCAGCAUCCGGACCUGCUGGCUGGCCAUGUCCGACUUCAGACGCACUGGCGACCACCUUCGCAAGAGGUAUAACGGCGCUGUCCAGGUGGUCGUCAACCAGUACGGCACUGGGUUCACCGCAGCACACACGCACUUCAAACGACCUAGCAAGAACGACCUGGUGUACUUUGAAGACUCACCGGACUACUGCAUACGGGACCACGAGUCAGGGUCGAUGGGGACGGGAGGACGUGUCUGUAACCGGACGUCUCGCGGCGUGGACGGCUGCGAGGUGAUGUGCUGCGGCCGAGGCUACGACACGUCACGGGUCAGCCGCACCACCAAGUGCGAGUGCAAGUUCCACUGGUGCUGCGCCGUGCACUGCCGAGACUGCCACCAGCAGGUCGACGUGCACACCUGUAAGGGCCAGACGUGACCUCGCCGCCUCCGAACACUACUGACCGUUACAAAACCCACUGCUCCUGCGCCGGGCUGCGGACUUCCUGUAAGUGACGAUCAAAAGGAUCCUCUGGCUCUGUGACUGAAGCUGUGAGGCCUCAGUGUUUCUGCACCUCCCAAACAUCACCUGUCAGUCACACAGUCUGUAGCUCUGCUGAAGUUUCCUCUGAGCCUCCAGAAAAUAAAAGCUUUCAUCACCAAAAAGAAAAUAUCACUCAGCAUAAACUAGUUCAUACGAUACUCUGCAGAGAAACCUGGUUUUCAGAGGCCGACUGGUUCAGUCAGUUUAAACAAGUUCAGCUUUAAUCUUUAAUCCACUUUCAGCUCCAGAGACUCUGGUGAGGCCGAGACGCUUCUGACAGAAAUAAUCUGCUGGAUCAAGUUUAGACAGUUUGGAGGUAAACGACCAACCCGAGGA